This is a messenger RNA of Leopardus geoffroyi (Geoffroy's cat), 8565 nucleotides long. It is a transcript of the gene CCDC180, whose product is annotated as coiled-coil domain containing 180. Lineage: Eukaryota; Metazoa; Chordata; Mammalia; Carnivora; Felidae. The record is from RefSeq and is a predicted model, not a curated record. The transcript is spliced from 38 exons. Bases 473 to 5377 code for a protein of 1634 amino acids.
CGCCAGCCCCGGGCGCAGGGCCUCCCUCCAUUGGCCGGGUUUAGAGGGGAUGGUCAGGGACUGCACCGCGCUCCUCGGUAGGCUGGCGGGCUGGUGGCGUGAGAGGAGCCUGCUGGGUCUUCUCAGCAUACAGUAGGUGCCUAAUUAGCACGGCCAGAGUCAGGCUGCCCCUUCCCUCCACUUCCGCCUCUCUUUGUCCACUUUUGGCGGGGAGUGGGGGAAGGAGGGAGUCAGGGAUCCUUCAACUUUGUUCAGCUCCAGUUUGGGGGGUCAAGGCCAGGUUGAAAUCCAAGAUGACACCUUGAGCACUUUUCCCAGGAGAGCUUGGGAGAGUGAAGCACAAAACAAUAACGAUUUAUUAUUCUGCCCCACCAAAGUCCCCUGGAUUUGCACACUGCGUGGCUGGAAGAGCCAGCCUUCUCCGGGAGUUCGGUUCUUGCCGGAGGGGCGCCCCGUUCAGCCAGCGGCCAAGAUGUCCUCAGUGGGGAAGGUGACCCAGGUUCCCAGCGGGAAGGUCUACCAGCAGAUCUUCGAGGCUGAGGUGCAGCUGGUACGCUCUCUGGCAGCCACCAGGAAGCGCGCUGUGGAGAGUUCCAUGACCCCAAAGAAUGGCAGGAAGCCCUUGAUGAAGAAGAUGGAUAUUCCUGAAGGGGAGAUGAUGUGUCCUCGGCAGCGGAAGUGGGCGCACAGCCUACCCAAUGACUGGGUCACGGAAAAUCCUGUUCUCUACAGGGAAAAGGAAAUAAUCAAGAAGAAAAAAGCUGAAGAAAGUGAGAGCAUCAUUGAAGCCAGAGAGGUCCGGGGCCUCAUGGACACCAUAGUUCCAGAGAGGAUCAGCACAACCACCCUGGACAGAGACUCCAAGAGGCAGGGCUACGAGAGUGCUCUGGGGAGCUUUAAGGAGGAGAUUGCUCAGAUUGGGAUGGAAAUGGAACCUCUCAUCUUAGAGCCAGGAGCACUUCUUUUAAAAAAGCUGGCGGCGUCUGAUGAGGAAAUCGACCAACUCUUCAAAAAGGUGGAAAGUAACAUCAACGUCGAAGACUACACCAUCCAAACCCUGAUGGAGCUGUGGGAUCAGGUGGCUGAGAAGUUCCAGUUCCAGAAGCAGGGGAUUAAGGAGCUGGAUGAGACACUGACCUCGACCGAGUUCUCUCGGGCAGAUAAACUCGGAAGCGUGUUGAAGAAAUAUGUGGAAAUCAUAGAGAAAACUUCCUAUCUCAUGCAGCCCGACGUGUACACGCUGAUAAAUAAGGAAGCCAUGGUCAUAAACCAGGCCCUCCUGGGCAACCGGAGGGCCAUCGCCCAGCUGUUUGUCAACCUGAUGGAGGCCACGCUGCAGCAGGAGCUCGAGGGCCAUCGUCGCUGGCAGGGCCUGGUGGACACCUGGAAGGUCCUCAAGAAGCAGGCCCUGGUGCAGAGUUUCAGUGAGUUCAUGGCCAGUGAGAGGAUCCGGGCUCCUCCAGAUGUGAAGAAGGAGAUAGAGAGCAUGCUGAAGAACCAGAAAGCCCUGCAGCAAAAGCGGCUGGAGCAUCUCUGCACCAUCUGUGACCUUCUGCCCCCCAAUUACAGCAAAGCUCAGCUGGCUGAAUGGCAUUCUUCUCUCAACUCCCUAAAUAAGCACCUCGAUGCCUACCACAUGGGCUGCGUGAUGCAGAUCCGCCUGCAGUACGAGAAGACCUGGCAGGAGUGCCUGGCCCGCGUGCAGGAAUGCAAGAAGCAGCUGCUGGACUGGAAAGCCUUCACUGAGGAGGAGGCAGAGAGCCUGGUGAGCCCAUACUUCUUCCAGAUGGUGGGAAUGCUCCAGAGCAAGGUGGAAGAGGAGCUGGAGCUCUUGGACAAAUCCUUUGAGGACCUGGCCAAGCAGACAGAAUGUCAGAGCUCGGAUCUCCUCAACUACUUCCAAGAGGCCGUGAGGCUGUGGGAGGCACAUCAGAGCACGCUGUCCGGGCAGGAGCUGGAGCUGGAGAAGAGGAUGGAACAGCAGCGGCAGAAGCACAUCCUGGAGGAACAGGCCCAGGAAGCCCACCUUGAUAAGCUCUUGGACCAACUGAGGCAGCAAAGCCUUGAGGAAACACUGAAGCUUCACCUGGAAAAGGCCAAAGAUUUUCUGAAGAAUAUGAAACACAGGUAUGAGUGUUUCCACAAGACCCUGACAAACCAAGUGAUGGAGUACCCAGUGCUCACACUGAGAGAACUCAACUCCUACAGCUCCACCCUUAGCCAACAUUUCUAUGUUCGUGAGAUCUUUGAACAGACCUUGGAUGGGGAAGUCAUUUUCAAAUUCAGGGAACCAGAAGCACAGGAAAAGCUCUUCCAGGAGAGUAUGAGAAAACGGAGGAGUAAACAGAGAGCUGAAGUGGAAAUGAGCAGAAGUGAGGACAGUGAAAACGCAGGAACAAGUUCAUCCAGGCUAGCGGAAGAGAUGGAAGGAGAAGAUCAAGACAUCGAGUCUUCCUUAAAUGAAGAGAUGGCAGCGAGCCAGCAGGAACAAUCUGCACUGAGUGACGAGAUGGAUGAGUCCAGUGAGGAGUCUAUUCAGGGGUUAGAAGAAAUGCAAGUUAAAAGAGACAGCUCCUUAAAACCAUCCCAGAACCAGGAAAAUGUGAUGGUUCAAGAAGAGGAGACAGAGGAGGAAGAGGAGAAAAAGAAGGAGAAGGAGAAGAGGAGGAAGAAAAAGAAGAAGGAAGAGGAAGAGGAGGAGGAGGAAGAGGAGGAACAUGAAGUGGAAGAAAAGCAGGAGGAGGAGGAAAAGGAAGAACAUGAGAGUUUAUCUAUGGAUGAGGCCGAAACCCAGGAAGAGCAUCUGGGGGAGAUCUCCUGUGAAGACAUGGAGUCCUUCACAACCUCCAGCGGACACACUUAUUUUGUCUUCCUACCCCUGGAACAAGAAGAAGAGAGUUUCAAAAGGCCCAAUUCCAACCUUUCUACCAUUCUCAUCAAUGACACUUCCAGUGCCAACCUCCUAGACCAAGUGAUAAUUCCAUCCAGACUAGUUUUAGGAAUUAAGAAGCAACUUCGAGCUGGUUUUUUCGAGCACCUAGAGAAGUGGUUUGACCAACGUGUCCUCAAAACCCAGGUCACUGUGGCCACCAAGAUUGAUGAGCUGGACUCAGAACUAGAGCUGCAUCUGCACCUACACAAGCCAAGAGCUGAGUGGAUUGAAAAGGACAUCCACAAUGUCAGAGCAGCUGAGCUCUUGCUUCAUCAAGAGCAGCUGGACAGCCACUGUGCUGGGGUGAUGGAGACGCUGAGGAAGGAGAGGCUGAUGUUCUACCGGUUCCAAGAAGAGCAAAACAUAAAGAGCAAAAACUUCCGCCGCAAGAUUUACGACAUGGAGCAUAUCUUCUUGAAUGCCACAAAGAGCCAGAGGCUGGUUACUCUCAGCAGCACACUGCACCAGGAGCUGCUCAGCUACAUCGACGUCGUGCAGGUGUCCCUGCGCAGCUUCCGCCAGUACUUGGAGGAGAACCUGGGCAAGCUUCACUACGCCAACAUCGAGUUCAUCAAGCACUGCAGAUUGUUUUCUGACGGAGGCAACUUUUCUGCUGAAGAAAUUGACUCACUGUGUCAUCGACUGGAGAAGGAAGCUUCUCGAAUAGAGUUUGUUGAAAGUUUAAUCAUGAUCAACAUGGAGAAGAUGGAGAAUGAAUACCUGGACCAGGCCAAUGAUGUCAUCAAGAAGUUUGAAAGCAAAUUUCAUAACCUGUCUGUGGACCUUAUUUUCAUAGAGAAAAUCCAGCGGUUGCUGACAAAUCUGCAAGUGAACAUCAAGAGCGAGGUUGCAAAAUCCAAUCUGCAAACAGAUGGAUUGAAUUCGUCUCUGGAACAGCUUCAAAGGAAAAUAGAAAUGUGUCGAAACUCAAAGGGAGAUAAAAAAGUGGUGGCCACGGAUGACCUCCUUGGCUUGGUCCGGACUUGGAAAGAAAAACUGGCCCAGAGGAUUCAGUACCUGAAUUGCAGGCUGGACAUCGUAUACACGACUCAAGUCGUCUUUACUGAUGACAUCAUGAUCGAUAUGGAGGUGGAGAGUGACAUCCUGGUGUCUUCAGAAGUCCUUGAAGAGGAAGCCAAGGUAGACUUGGUCACCCCUGAGUCCUUUGCCCAGCCCAGCCGCAUGGGGAAGUCCAUGAUUGAAGACCCGGCUGUGGAAGUGGUCAAGAAGAUCCUGCAACUUCCCAACUCAAAAUGCUCAACCCAGCAGUGCGACAAAGAUCGGUUCCAGACAGGCUUGAAGCGACACCGGAACCGGGGAGAACAUGUCGUGAGAAAGGUCCUGUCCAGUGCCAGUGCCACUUCAAUAACGAGCAUCACACGGUACUCCAAGCCCAACCGAAUGGACAGAAAGUACCAGGUGCUCGGGGAGAAGCCACCGCCGCCAGCUGAGGAUUUUAAGGGGAUCAUCCUGACCCUCCUCUGGGAGAGCAAUGAACAUCUGCUGAAUGUUGUGGAGGAGUUUUACCGCAAAGAGAAGCACUCAGUCACCAGGCCUGACUGCAUGUACGAAAACUUUGACCAGUGUGCAGAGAAUAUCUGCAAGAGGAUCCUGGAAUACCGUGUCCAGACAGACGAGUACCAUAACUCCUGCCUCAUAGAAUUACGGGCCCAGAUGAGGAGAUUUGAGGAGCUGCUGCCCCAGGUCUGCUGGCUGGUGAUGGAGAACUUCAAAGAACACCACUGGAAAAGAUUCUGUGCAUCUGCCAAAGAGAUCCGGGAACAGUUCUGGGAUUAUCAGGAGAAGCUGGAGAUAAGGAAGGAUGAAAAUGCCCAGAAGCUCCAUCAAAAUCUCGGACAUCCCGCACAUAUCCAAGAAAUGGAGUCUCUGUGUCAAGUGGAAGAGAAAAGGCAGAACGAUUUAGACACUGUGAUUAUGGCAACCAGGGAGAAGCUUGAGGAAUUCACCAGGAAGUACGGCCGGUUUUUCAUAGCCAGCCUGGCCACCUUCACCGAGAAGUUCCUGCUGCAGUUGGAUGAAGUGGUCACCAUCGACGAUGUCCAGGUUGCAAGGAUGGAGCCUACCAAACAGAAAACAUCAAUCCUCAUACGGAGGAAACUCGCUAGGCUUUCCCUGAAGGAAGAAAGUGAGAAACCCCUGAUUGAGCGGGGGAGCAGGAAGUGGCCAGGAAUCAAACCCACUGACGUCACCAUCCAAAACAAGAUUCUCCUCCGGAAAACAUCAUCCAUCAUCACCACCAAAACGACCCUGGGCCACCUGGCAGCCGUGGAAGCCCGAGAUGCCGUCUACCUGAAAUAUUUAGCAUUAUUUGAAGAGGAGUUGAAGAAGAUCCAGGACGACAACACAUUGCAGGUGAAGGAGGCUCAGCGCUGGAAGGACAGCUGGAAGCGCUCCGUGGAUACCAUCCAGGGCCUGUACUUGUGACACCCUCAACCCACCCCAUGUAAAGGUUCAUUUUUUAUGGACUCCUUCUCUAUCCAUCUGUCCGUUCAUCCAUCCAUCCAUCCGUUCAUCCAUCCCUGCUCUAUACCCAGCACUGUAGCUUCAUCAGUGACCAGGACAUGGUGUGGUCCCUGCCCAUGUGGAUGGGUAAGGAGGACAGAGGUGAAAGGGGGUUCCAUGUGGUUCUCAGGGUUGGUGGGUCACAGGAUUGGGCCACUUAAAAUAGAGACCAGUAAUUCAGAGGACAUAAUUCCAAUAGGCGUGCUUGGCACUUCAUCUUGGAAAAGGAAAUAAUAAAACUAUCUGGGCAUGGGUAUAUUUACAUUUAACAAAGUGUAAGAUAAUUGCAACCAUGCAACCCACAAAGAAUUCAUCCAGUCUUGAUUGGGUAUCUGCCUGGCAACUUGCCUGACCAAAUUAUAGCAUUUUGAGGAAAAUCUUCCAGGACUCCUUAAUUUUCCUAGGGGCCCCUUAAAUCUUGUGAGACUCAGAUCCUUCCCUCUGGAAGCCUCCAUCUUGCAUCUUCCUUGCUGGUUUUCUCUUCCUUGAUUAAAUGGCCUAACCACACCAGAUCUCAUUUGUUAGUAGCUUUUUGUGGCACUCGGAUGGACUGCUUACAUUCCUUCCUUGAUUUCAUCAACUCCUGUUCCUUUUACCUGGUUUGCAUUUUGACUUUGCAUCAGUUUGGAUUUUCCUAUGCUUUACCUGUUUUAAUGACUUGAUGAGGUAGGCUUUUGCUCCCAUUUACAGAUGUGGAAACUCAAGUUCAGAAGGUCAAGACAACCUCCUCAAAGGUAUACAGCCAGUAUAGCGCCUCAGCAUACUUUUUGGUUCCCCAAAAGUGGACAAAGACUUGGGGGCAAGCCAUUGUUUUGGAGAUGAUCCCAAGAAGCAUGAAUGAGGUCAUGGGGAAGGGGAGCCUGGAAGAAGCCUUGGCCUUGCUCCGGACCCCUUCUAACCCUCCUCCACACACACCAGACACAUCUGUCCUCCUCACCUGUCCCCCACCCCAUUGCCUGUCCCCUGGCCUGUCGUUGACCUACCUCCUGACCUGUUUUCCUGUAGCCACUGUCCACACUAGGGACUGUGGGCUCAUUGUAGUUCCAGGUGCUCACAGAAGUGGACUGCAAGACCCCAGUCCUUCUCUCAAAGUUACCCUUGGAAACUUAGGGACUUCCCUAUCGAGCAGGUAGUUAGGGAAAUGGAUGCCACUGCCCCAUGAUAGAGCUGCCUCCAACCUCUUUCCAUUCUCCCUCUUGUAAGUUCUCCCAUGUCUGCUCUUUCUUGACCAUGCCUCCAUGUUCCCCACCCGAGAAGUCAGUGUGAGUGAAUGUGCCUGAGCACAUGUGAGGAUGUGGAGAGGAAAAUGACCUCCACAAUGGAGAGGAGGUGGGCAGGGGCCCCCUGGGAUCCUAGAGUUUCUCAUCACCAAGUAAACUCUUUCAGGAUGUGUUGAGCCCUGGCCUACAAGGCCAAAGCCCUUCCUUAUCCUCUGGACUCUGCCCACCUCCUGGGCCCCAGACUGGUCCUUGACUCACUCUUGGCCUCAGUUUCCUAAUUGUGCAACAAAAGCCUGAUACAGAACCACAUAAGUGGAUGCUCAGUGAGGUCCAGCUCCAUCAAAACAGGUUGGAGUGUUGAGAUGGAGUGAUAUGGGUACAGAAAGGAACACAGUGUAUGGUAGCCAGGCUUUGUGUCCAUGGCCAGGCACACACAAGGGGUCCUGGGGAAGACCCAAGAAGAGUGCAUACACGAGCCCGCAAGCUGACGUGUACGCGUGUACAUUGUACUAGUAGCUCCACACAUGAGGUUGGUCUCCUUCAGCCAGCUCUGUGCACCCCACAGCUGCUGAGGCCUGGGUCAUAUGUUCACCACUGGACCCAGCAAGGCUGUCAGUCUCAGCCACUAGGAUGAAGGGUGGGGAAGGGGCAGUUCCCUAAAGAAACACUAAUGUCCUGUUCCCAACAGAAGAGGGCAUGAAUGUCAGCCAGGCAGAAGCACCAAGUCUCAGAAUCAUGCAAGCUGCCUGCAUACCUGUCUCUGCCACUAUGCACAAAGGGCUGUGUCCCAGAGAAAGGGCCUAUCUUGUACAAGGUCACAUAGUGAUUCAAUGGCAAAGCUCCUAUAUUUGCCUAUAUAUAGUAGAAAAUCCAGUAGAAAAAUAAUGUGGCACAAACAAAGAUUUCUAUCUCUUUCACAUAAAAGAGCUCUUUUUUCUGUUGUGGGACAACUCCAGUGACCCCCACCCCAGGCAACUGGACGAUAACACUGACUUAUUUGUGACUUACUGACAAUAACCAGAGAAAAUCACUUAUGUUCCAGGAGAGGGGCCGUCCUCUUAACCUGCCUUUUUCUGUAUUCACAAAACUUUCCUACAACCCCUAUGGUGGAGGACAUUUGCUAAUAAAACAAACCAAAGACAAAAGCAAACCCCCCAAACCCAAAAAAGCUCUAGAGGCAGGCCAUCCUUAUUGGUCCUGGACUGCUCAUCAUGGAAGACCACGGGUCAUCUGUCCUUCCCCAGCAUCUUAGCAUGUGGUUUCUAUCAUCAAGGCUGUCCAUGGUCCAGGUCUACACUUGAGACUGCAGGCAGGAGAAAAGAAGGAGGGAAAAGAGGCCCUCCCAGCUAUAUCUGUCCCAUCUGAUCAGCCUCCCCAAAGUCCCCCAUCAUACUCUGUUCGCAUGUCAUUGACCUAAACUUUGGUCACUCUUAGCUGUCAGAGAGGUUAAGAACUUUAGUCUUUUCAUUUGUUGAACUGCUGCCCAAAUCAAAACUGGUUUUUAAGCAAAGUGGGAAUGAAAAUGUGGAAACUACCAGUGCUCUUUCCUACACAGAACUUCAAGAUGAAGAGGAGAGGGGGUUAUUUCCAGGUGCGUGGGGCAUCCACAGCCUCUCUUUCCUUGGUGUUCACUCAUUCACAGGGAGAACAAAAAGUCUGUUCUAAACCAGUGUGUGAGUGGGAUUGUGUUGAUUUUUAUCUGCUUGUCCCUUAUAAGAAGACCUCAGAAAACCCUCUUCUAUUUCAUAAAUGGAGUGGAGAGAGGUGGGGUUGUGAAGUCUUGUAGGCAAGCAACAUGUUCCUAAACAGCUGAGUCAAAAUCAUAUGUCUGUAAAUCAAAGAAUAGAAUCUGUUGACCGCACCAUGUUUGACCCUCAUGGUGAAUACUAG